AUGAUGAUGUCCAAAGAACAUAUAACCUUUUUUUGAAAAAUGGCAAUACACUGGAUCUCAUUGAUAUACAUGGAAAACUGAGCUGUACUACAGAAGCAAGCAACCUUUCUUCUGAACACUUGCUUGAAUUUUCUGUCCGAAUGCCACUUUGAAGACGAUGAGUGCAGAAUAGCCUCAGUUUCCACACCAUGUAAGAAUAUGGAUUUAAGAAAGAGGAAAGAAGUUGUACAAAGGAUCUUUUGUUCAUACUUGAGUCUGCUAGUGAAUUCUAAAAAUGAUAUUGCUCUAGCCCAAGUCCUAAACUGCCCAGACAGAGGCCUGGGAAGAGAAGCCUUUACAGACCUUAAACAUGCUGCAAGAAGCAAACAAAUGUCCCUGUUCUUGGUGGCAACUUCAUUUAUAAGGACAUUGGAGCUUGGCGGAAGGGGCUAUGCACCAUCUGAAUCUGAUCCAUUAAGGAAACAUCUGAAGGGCCUUUCUCUGUUUGUUCACUUUAUUGACAAACUCAAUGAAAUUCUUGGAGAAAACACACAAUGCAAGAACUGCAGCAGAGCGCAUUUUGUCAGCGAUAAAGAUGCAUCUUAUAAAGGGUAGAGGCAGUGGGGAUCUGUUCAGUGAAAACUGUGAUGGAGGUUGCAAACAAUUUGGAUCUGAGAAUUAACCUUAUUAAUUUAUCUGUUGAAGUGAAGACUGAGAGCUCCACAGGAAUCAGUCCUGCACGG
This is a messenger RNA of Staurois parvus, 722 nucleotides long. The record is from the annotation of a GenBank genome assembly. NCBI's taxonomy places the organism in Eukaryota, Metazoa, Chordata, Amphibia, Anura, Ranidae.